UGUUCCUGGGGCUUUCCUGAGCUGAGUCCACAUCCUAGCUUCACUUGAGGAAUCCCCAAAUAGAGGCGCGCAGCUACGGCAGGAGUGGGGCGACCCGAGAGGCGGGCGACGGCGGCGUCCGGAGCACCCUAUCCCAGAGCGUUUACCUGGAGUUGGUUCUGGUCGUGAGCUGAGGGACGCCGCCGUGGGGGUCGGAGGUGGUGGACCCCGGCGUCCGAGCGAGUGUACACCUCACAGGACAAAAAAUGGAAGACCUACCUGAUGCUUCUGCUUUUUCCACUAAGCUUAAAAACACUCUCAUCCAGUAUCAUAGCAUUGAAGAUGAUAAGUGGAGAGUUGCUAAGAAAACGAAAGAUGUAACAGUUUGGAGAAAACCUUCAGAAGAAUUUAGUGGAUAUCUCUACAAAGCCCAAGGUGUCAUAGAUGACAUUGUCAAUAGUGUAAUAGACCACAUACGCCCAGGGCCCUGUCGCUUGGAUUGGGACAGCUUGAUGACUUCUUUGGAUAUUUUGGAGCACUUUGAAGAGAAUUGUUGUGUGAUGCGUUAUACUACUGCUGGUCAGCUUUGGAAUAUAAUUUCCCCAAGAGAGUUUGUUGAUUUCUCCUACACUGUGGGCUACAAAGAAGGGCUUUUAUCCUGUGGGAUAAGUCUUGACUGGAGUGAAAAGAGAUCAGAAUUUGUUCGUGGAUAUAACCAUCCCUGUGGUUGGUUUUGUGUUCCACUUAAAGACAAUCCAGACCAGAGUCUUUUGACAGGCUAUAUUCAGACGGAUCUGCGAGGGAUGAUUCCUCAGUCUGCAGUAGAUACAGCCAUGGCAAGCACUUUAACCAACUUCUAUGGUGACUUACGAAAAGCCUUACAAAAGGCAUAAUACAUGAAAACCUGCAGUACCAUGGUCCACUGAAUUAUUUCUUCCUUCCAGCUGCAUGGCCUGUGAAAGUCAUCCACUCUUCCCAUCUGCAUACCCUGUAGAAUAACUUGAGAUUUUUUUUGGCUUACUAGUACAAUAUUGUAUUUUAUUCCUACAGUAAAUAUUUAAGAGAGAGCAUUUCAGUUUUCUUAAACAGCUAUUUGCACAUUGUUUGGUUAUGGCAGUGUGUUUAGGAAUGGAGAGCGUCUACAGAAAUCCACAAAGAAGUGGACACAAAUGCUUAAGAAAUGGAGUAUUGUCUUAGUAUGAAUAUUUUGGUUGCUUCGAAAUUAGAGAAAGCACAAGCUUCAUGCUAUUAGGUUAAAAUCAUCUAUUUUAGAGCUUUAUGAAUAUUUUAUAAAUUUUUAAUUUUUCUGAGAUUAAAUAUAAUGUUUUACUUUUGGUAUGCUCUGUGAGUUGGGCAAUAGCUUAGACAAAAGAAAAAAAGCCCUUCUCUAUUUUUUAUAAAGAUGAACUUCAUUGUCAAUUCACUGAGCUACUUUCAGCAUUGAAAAGAGCAGAAAUAAGAAUAGAUAUUGUAACAAGUACAAUUAAAGCACAAAUCAGUUUUGAUAUCUAGAUAGCAUUCUUUUGUGGACAUCUUUUUAAGAGCAUAUUUGUGUCUUUAUGUGUGUUUAUUUUGUGAAUCUUAAAAGCACUGAUGUAUAAAUAUGGCAGUACAAAAAACUGCCAAAUAUAUGUGCUUGGGGACAUCACACUGAGUUCAUUGGUAGUGAAAAUCUGGGUUGUGUGAAAUGGCUGGUAGUAUCAUGUAAUCACCAAUAGAGAAUAAUCUCUCUAGAAAGUCAAAUUCAAUGUUUUAUACAUGUUUUAGUUUUAAAAAUAUCACUCUACUCAUGAAGCAUUACAAAGUGGAUCAUAAAUAUUCACAGUUGUGAUGUAACUUUGGUCUGGAACAAUAACAAAUAUAUUUUUAAACUUAUCCGAAUGCCUAGAUAAGUCAUUUUCUAAUGUCUUAAAUAGACUGUAUAGGUCCCUUGAAUCUGUAGCUGCCUUAAAUGAAGAUUCCUAGAUGAAUUUACCUAAUUCUUUGUCUUUCGAGCUGUCUACCUAGUUUACUUCUAAAAUGAGAACUUGAGGCAACUCAGUGUGUAUAUGCAAACCUUCAUAUGUAUUUAUAUGUUUGUGUACAUGCACAAAUCUUAAAAUCCAUUUCAGUGUUCAGUGUCAAUUCUGUAUGUAUUGCUGUGUUACUGUCACUGUUUCUUUUCUUUUUGGUUAAUAUAGGGUAAAGUGAGCCCUGGAAAUACUUAUGCACUAGACAGGCCACAAAAAGCACAAACAUAUAUAUAGUGGUUCAAGCACAUGAAGGCUUGAUUUUUGUAUUAGUUUAUUGUAUUUCCCUAAGUGUAAAGAAAUAAUAUGUCAUAGCUUUUCAGUCUCAUUUUGACAAAGCAGACAAAUUGAAGCUGCUUUUUGUUUUUGUUUUUGUUUUUUUUUU
Messenger RNA from Trichechus manatus latirostris (Florida manatee), 2373 nucleotides. It is a transcript of the gene STARD4, whose product is annotated as StAR related lipid transfer domain containing 4. Gene Ontology annotation, biological process: cholesterol import; cholesterol transport involved in cholesterol storage; intracellular cholesterol transport. Gene Ontology annotation, molecular function: cholesterol binding; cholesterol transfer activity. The record is from RefSeq and is a predicted model, not a curated record. Bases 246 to 872 code for a protein of 208 amino acids. Lineage: Eukaryota; Metazoa; Chordata; Mammalia; Sirenia; Trichechidae. The transcript has 6 exons. Gene Ontology annotation, cellular component: cytosol; endoplasmic reticulum.